Molecule: messenger RNA, 1442 nt
Organism: Scomber japonicus (chub mackerel)
Lineage: Eukaryota; Metazoa; Chordata; Actinopteri; Scombriformes; Scombridae
Product: secretagogin-like
Exons: 11
Coding region: 75-893 (272 amino acids)
Biological process (GO): regulation of long-term synaptic potentiation; regulation of presynaptic cytosolic calcium ion concentration
Cellular component (GO): synapse; nucleus; dendrite
Molecular function (GO): calcium ion binding
Source: RefSeq, a predicted model, not a curated record
GUCAACCAAGCAAGCCACUGAACUGUGCUUCAUGUUUAAAAGUUGACUGUUUUUUCCCCUUUUUCUCUAUUGAAAUGGAGAUUGCUUUUGAUAACCUGGACGCAGCUGGUUUCCUGGAAAUCUGGCAACACUUUGAUGCUGAUGAUAAUGGUUACAUUGAGGGCAAAGAGCUUGAUGAAUUUUUCCGUCACAUGAUGCAGAGACUGGGUCCACAGGAGAAAGUGACUGAAGAGAGAGUUCAGAGACUGAAGCAGAGGUUUAUGUCUGCCUACGAUGUCACUGCUGAUGGGAAACUACAGAUUCAGGAGUUGGCCAAUAUGAUCCUCCCUGAAGAUGAGAAUUUCCUGUUAGUUUUCCGCAGAGAAGCUCUUCUUGACAACAGCGUUGACUUCAUGAAGAUAUGGAGGAAGUAUGAUGUGGACUGCAGCGGCUACAUAUCAGCUCAGGAGCUCAAGGCUUUCCUGAAAGACCUGUUCCAGCAGCACCACAAGGAAGUGUCUUCUGAUAAGCUGGAGGAGUAUACUGACGCAAUGAUGAAAAUCUUUGACAAAAACAAGGAUGGCCGUUUGGAUCUGAACGACUUGGCCAGGAUCUUGGCUUUACAAGAGAAUUUCCUGCUCCAGUUCCAAAUGGAUGCCUGCAGUAAAGAGGAGAUGAAGAGAGACUUUGAGAAGAUCUUUGACCAUUAUGAUGUUAGUAAGACAGGAGCGCUGGAGGGUCCUGAGGUGGACGGCUUUGUCAAAGAUAUGAUGGAACUGGUCAGGCCCACCAUCACGGGUCCUGAGCUGGACAAGCUGCGAGUUGUCCUGCUGCGCCACUGUGAUGUUAACAAGGAUGGGAAGAUACAGAAAAAUGAGCUCUCUCUCUGCCUGGGUGUCAAGCAUAAACCUUAAAGUUAUAGUACAGUAUGGUAUUAUGAAACACUGACUCUGUAUUUGUUGUUUUGUCAAUCAGUUGUGUACUGAGAAUGAGCUAAUGUGGGAAACUUUAUGUUUUGAUCACGAUCAGUCUUAUGAUUGAAUUAUUUAAGGUCAUUAUUCAUUAUUUGAUUGUGAUUAUGAUACAAACAAUUUGAUGCUGUGUGAAUAAAAGAAAAUUAAAUAACUGCACAUUCAUGACUUCAAAGGAUGGUGAUUCUAUGGGGCAAAAAAGAAUAAGAUAUGAAUGUUUUUGGCUAAAAUGAAUGUCUGUGAAAUUUGUAGGAAAGUGUUUGUCUGUGGAAAGGUUAAUGUAGCUUUCGACAAUGUAGAAAGGUGUUGGGUUUUUUUUAUUGAAAUAUAACAUGUUCCUCUUUUAAUUUGGAGCUGCAGGAGUGUUGGCCAUUAUUGAUGCUUGGCCAUUUGCAUGAUUCUCUGCUAUAAAAAAACAUAAAAUAAACAAAAACCUUAAGGUAUGUUGUUCAUUGUCCUUUAAUGUGCCGUUGAGAAAAUAAAGUUAUUAUG